AUGGAUAAUAAAUGGAUUAAUUUCUAUUUAUUAAGUGAUCAUAUAAACAGUCGUCUGAUCUAACAUAACAUACUUCUAAUCCAACAUUAUCCAUAUAUUAAAUAUUAUACCUAAUAUUUUAUUUUAGGUGGUAUUCAAGCAAGAAUGCAACUGAAUUAACUUCAUUCGAUGACUAUAUUGAAAGAUCAAAACCAGGAUAAGACUCUAUCUAUUAUUUGGCAGGUGAAAAUAAGGAAUAAUUGCUUAAUCAAAAAAGGAUAUGAAGUCUUAUUGUUGGAAGAUCCAGUCGAUGAAUUCACAUUCUAACACUUGAAUGAAUAUAAACAAAAGAAACUCACUAAUGUUGGCAAAGGUGACUUCAAAUAACCAGAAGAUAAUGAUGAACAAAGAAAGAAAUAGAAGGCUUUGAAGAAAGUAUUCUAACCCUUGACUGACUGGUGGAGAAAGUUAUUAUCAGAAAACGUUGAUUCAGUCGUCAUUUCAUAAAGAUUGAUUGAAGAUCCCAUCAUUGUGGUUUCCUCAGAAUCUGGAUAUUCAGCUAAUAUGGAAAGAAUAUCAAAGGCUUAGGCUUAUUCAAGCAAGGGAAGCAAUUCUUAGCAAUUUGGUAAGAAGAUCGUUGAAAUCAAUCCAAAUCAUUAAGCCAUAUAAGAAUUGUUAUAGAGAGUCAAGGAUGAUCCUGAUUAGGAAACCGAAGAAAUGGCUAAAGUUCUCUAUGAGGCUGCUUUAGUUAAUUCAGGAUAUUCGAUCCCAAAUCCAGAAAAGUUUGCUAGUAGAUUCUAUAAAUUGUUUAAUUCUGCCUUGGGUAUCGACAGGGAUGCACCAAUUAAAGAUUUUGAAGUUGAAAUUGAAGAAGAACCUGAGACUUCAUCUGAACCCACAGUUGAUUAGGAUGGAACCAAAUGGGAAAAAGUGAAUACAGAUGAUGCAAAAUGGGAAACUGUAAGUAAUGAUAAAAGAGAUGAUUUAUGAUUCCUUUAUACAUUUUGUAUUGUUAAUUUUUACCUUGUUUAUUU
Molecule: messenger RNA, 1013 nt
Organism: Paramecium tetraurelia
Lineage: Eukaryota; Ciliophora; Oligohymenophorea; Peniculida; Parameciidae
Exons: 3
Biological process (GO): cellular response to heat; protein stabilization; protein folding
Cellular component (GO): cytosol; plasma membrane; perinuclear region of cytoplasm
Molecular function (GO): ATP hydrolysis activity; ATP binding; ATP-dependent protein folding chaperone
Source: RefSeq, a predicted model, not a curated record